Macrosteles quadrilineatus (aster leafhopper) is the source of this 7350-nucleotide messenger RNA. Its product is annotated as post-GPI attachment to proteins factor 2-like. Gene Ontology annotation, cellular component: Golgi membrane; endoplasmic reticulum membrane. The record is from RefSeq and is a predicted model, not a curated record. Bases 138 to 1037 code for a protein of 299 amino acids. The transcript has 6 exons. Lineage: Eukaryota; Metazoa; Arthropoda; Insecta; Hemiptera; Cicadellidae. Gene Ontology annotation, biological process: GPI anchor biosynthetic process.
GAACAUUUAAAUCAUCAAAUAAGAGCAUUAGGUACUCAAUUGAAUUAUGAUUACACCAUUUUACUUAACAGUUUUCAAGAAAACCAAUACAGUUCUUUUGGUGGGUAACAUUUUAGUAUUUUGACUCUCAAACCUAAAUGCACCUCACUCGCUGCCAGUUACAUAAAUGCUUCCAUAAACGAAAAAUGAAUACGGAUGGAGAUAACAGUGAAAUGAUUGAUAUGGGGUGGCAUGAGAGGUUGGGAGGGAUGCCUAGUAAACCAGUGAUGGUAAACACAACUGGUUACUUACCUCUCAACUAUCGCCAGUCCAAGGGCUUCGUUGUCCGAAUCCCGUUUGAGAAGCUCGCUUGGAGCACCUGUCUGCUGCCCCUCAGCAGUUUUGUUUUUUGCGUCAUCUGGUCCUUACUCUACAACUUCGAUGACUCCACCUUCACCCAUUGCAAGGUGCCAAACUUCCUUCCGUCAAUAUCGGCGGCAAUCGGCAACUACAGAACGCAGAGGUUUGUGUGGGGCACAGCUAUCGCGGUCCACGCAGGACCCAGAUUUCUGUUCACUUCCAUGUACCGUCAAUACUACAAGGACAUACUCAGUAACGGGGCACAAACAUUGGCUUCCGUCGCGUGCUUCCUUAACGUCGUGGAGAACGUUGCUCUCAUCGGCUUAACGUUCAUCCCGUCCGCAUACAACUAUGCUAUUCACGAGAAGUGUUUCAUGACGUUCAUGCUGACGUCGGAGCUGUACAUGGUGCUAACUUGUGUUCUACUGACGAGGUACAGAGCACAGCCUCCCAGCAAUGUAGAGAGCAAGUCGCUGAGGCUCAAGUACCAGCUGUUAGCCAUCAAUAUGGUGUCCUUCGCCCUGGCUGGAUAUUUCUUCAUCAGACACAACUUGUAUUGUGAGCCUGGGGUGUACUCGUUGUUUGCGCUGUGUGAAUACGUAGUGGUCCUGACCAACAUGGCGUUUCACAUGACUGCGUCGUGGGACUUCCACGGCCGCCAGAUAACCAUCGACCAGUACGGACUCGACAUUAGCUGACGGGUCCCCUUGCUGGGCUCGUCCGACGGAUAACAGACAGCCUCCUCCGGGUCUGAAACUUCGUCCAAUCCGGAUAAUUCACCGGAGGGCGUCGACCCGGAGUUUGUGCGGCUGCCAGAACAUCGGCCGCGGGUGUUAGCCAACUACCCACCCUACCCGACGGCACCCAACAUCUACGUAACAUUCCUGGACCCUCUCAACUACCCGGACCCGCUGCCCGAGUGGUAUCUGUCCAUAGACCACCCCCAGCCGUGGGCCUACUACAAUGUUCUCAACGGACAAAAACACUUUGUCAUUUCAGUACUUAACUCUUGAUAUUCUCCCCUUUGCAGGGAGUAUGGUGUAAUGCUUUGAAUGUAGGCUUGUUUUCCGUUCGGACUUAAGACUGUGCUGCUCCGUCUUGACCUACUGGCUGUUAUUUUUGUUCGGUAGUUUCGUGUAGUGGAAAUGUUUUUUACGAUUUUUCAUAAGUAGUCGUAUGAAAGUAUUACUUGUAGUUUUAGUUGAGGAGUGGGUUAUGGUGAUUACUUAAUUGUCGUAUUUUGGUUUUGUUUGGUAAAAUACGUAUUGAAGUAUGGUAAUCAUUUAAACAUUUUCCUCCGGAUCACGUUUGAGCAGAAUUAAAAUUAAAAUUUCUUGAUGAGUGAUUCUCCAAAAAUGGUAAAGUGAUUUAAGUUUAUAAAACGUAGGUUCAUUUUCAAGUAGAUUACCUAGUUAUUUAAAAAAUCCUCUUUACCCUGGAGUUAUGAAGAGUAUCAUUUCAAUAACUCUUGGUAUUCUCAUCGAGAAAGAAUCUUAACCUCUUACCUAAACCAGGACCAGGAUCAUUUUGACACUAUUGUACUACAUGUAUUCAACAUUUUACUUAAUAAUCAGUUAUUAUUUGAAACUUUAAAAUCGGUGUUGAUAACUGCCAAAUGAUUAUAAGUUGCAUUUCAGAAAUAAAUAAUGUUAGUGAAGCAAAAAAGGAUUUAUUCAUAUUCAUAUAAUCGUUAACAAAAGUAACUAUUGAAUAUGAAUCUUCUCAUAGUUUGGAAUCUCUUGACUAUUUUGUGCAAAUACUCGUAGUUAGAUAUUUUUUAUACAUUUAAAUCUCAGGUAUUUUUGUAGUAGUUUUUUUCAUGUAUGGGUCCACGAUUUCCUUUUGUUUUUGACAAUUUCACAAACUGCAUUCACUAUUAGGAAAACAUUAAACAAUGUAAGGCGAUGAAACAUUAUAAAUAUGUAGUUCAUAAUUUAUUGGUCUUCUUGAUAUACGUAAGUCAAUGAUCUGAUCACUAUGUUAUUCUUGCAGCUUCCAAGUUUGAAUUGUGUUGGUAAUACCAAAUGUUUGUAAUAGUUUUAUUUAAAUACAAAGAUUUUGCUUGCACCUUAAGGACAAUAUUCACAGCUGUAUGUUAAAAGUUUAUCUUAGCUGUUAUUAACAGUAGAUAUCACUUAUUUAUCGUAAUACUCAUAGACAAAAAUACGCUGUUGAAGGGUUUGCAAGAGUUAGCCUACUAUUUCAGUUUUCAUGGAAAUAAUAUAGUUAUAACUGCGGUAGUUGUAAUAUUUAAAUUGUUUACAGUGACUUUUCAUUUAAUGACUUAUUAAAUAAAUGCAAUAAAUGCAAGCAGGUCCUUUAUUGCUUUUUAAAUGCUCACUUUCUGUAAAGUUAUUGUCUUCCAUAAUUUUAACUGUUCGACUAGUUUCUGUUUUGUACAGUACAGUAUCUUUUCAACUAAGAACUAAUCAUUGUUGUGGAGAUUAUUAACUAGAGAUUGUUCCAAUUGGAAAGGUUGUGUGUUCCUCUGUGUUUAAGAUAAGCGUGUUGAACUAUUUGUCGUGAUUAACUUAAACAUUAAUCAAUAUUUUUCCAUUUAUGAAAGUAAAACUAAUAUUAACUUAACUUUUUUGUGAGAUGCAAUUUGCUGAAAUAUUAAUUAUUGAGUAUUUGUUUCAGAGGAAAGAUAAAAAACUGUUAGUUUGGUGUUUUGUUUUAUCCAUUAUAGAUUUUUUUCUUAUCCAUCAAAAUCGGUAGGAAGCUCUUCUCAAAACUUGAUUGCAAGAAAAUAGAUAAACUAAUAAUAAUGGUACUAUUUUACCUCCGUCAUGUAAUGCAAUUUGUUUGUCGAGAUCAGUAGACAAACAUGUUUUGCCGCUGAUAUGGCUUCGUCAGGGUAGCAAAAACUAAUCUGUCAUAACUGUCACACACGCAAAAAUAACGAAAUACGUAACAAACAUUUAGAUAUAAUACUGAUAGGCCUAUCACACAACGUGAACGUAGACUUCUUGGUAGAAUUUGUUUUGUUUUGUCUAUUACAUGCGCUGGAACAAACAUUAUUUGCGAAGUGUGAUAGGUCUAUCAGUAUUAAAUCUAAAUGUUUGUUUUUGUAUUUAUUUAUUCAUUUGUGUGCAUGUGACAAUUAUGUCAGAUAAGUGUUUGCUUUCUUGCCGUUGCCGUGUUUUCUUGCCGUUGCCGUGUUGGCAGUGAAACAUAGAGAUCCACUAGGUAAAAUAGUAUUUUUUUAUCCUAGGACGCUAGGCACGAACCUGGAAUGUUUUUUCACAUUACUUCAGGCUAAACCUAGGGGUUGCAGCAUUAUUACUUGUAUAAAAUCCAUUGGUGAUUUGGCAGGAUUUGAAUCCGGGACCUCAGGAAUUAAAGUCCCGCGCUGUAACCACUAGAUUAGUUCGCUCCCCCCUACUAUUACUUAGUACCAUUAAUAGUCAUUAGAGUAAUCCCGGCCCCCAACAUGGAAUUCAUAAUACAAAUUUUAUAUAUGACUUUAAAAUCUUUUUAUGAUCAUUGUAAAUUGAACAAUGGUUGAAUUAAAGGAUAUAAACAAAACCAUUUCUUUAAAAUUCUGCUUAAAGCAAUAUUUGAAAUUGUGCUACUUUUUUUAUUCGAACCUGCCAAACAUUGGCAUGCUCAUUAAAUGCAACUCGAGGCUAGAAAUGUAACCAAAUCAAAUACUCAAUUAAACUACUCAUUUGUAUGUAUUUAAAAAUCUAAACCCAAAUAAUUCAAUAUCUUUUAUUAUGGAAGGGAAAUUCCUAAGAAGAUCUGUGCCACCCAUAUCAGUACAUUUUAAAUACGUUGUUUAAGUUUGCAAAAUGUAUCGAUAAAAACCGUUUAUGCUAGACAAUUUAUUUUGUAAGUUCCAAAAUCAUACCAUAUUUGGGUAUAUUGUUGGCAACCUCUGGUUAAUCAUUAAAACCUUAGCUUUUUGUUUUUAUUAAUAACAUAUCUGUUAAAAUAUAAAAUAAUUUUACUAUUGUUGAUAGUUGUUAAUGAUUAAUUCUGUUUUCAGUAAAUUCUAUAAUUACUGUUAGUUAAAUCUCUUGUGCUAUAUUGCACUAUUGUUUGGCCUAUUGUCAAAAAAGUGUUUCAGGCAAGAACUUUUUCUGUAUUUAAGUUUUUUAACCCUGAAAAUCAUUUGGCCAUUUUUAUCCCCCUUCAUUACUUAUGUAUCAGGAAAAAAUCGUGUCUGUUUUGAAUUGUACAUUGUUUGUAAUUUUGAUUGAAACCCCUAAGGUGUGAUGUUGGUGGUGCUAUUUGAUUACAAGGAGAUUGUUUAACAACCUCAGUUUGACGAUUUCUGUGUUUAAAUAUUAUUUUAGAUCAUAAUUAGUUAUUUUUCUUAUGAGAUUUAAUAUGAUAAAAUAUAUAACUAUUGAAACUAAAGUGGAUAGUAAACUAUCAAGCAAAUGUUAUUAGUUAAAUAUAGUUAGAUUUUAUUUUGAUUUUUAACUUUUGUAUUGUAACUAUCGAGAUUCAUUUGGUGAUUACAAUCAGUAUUAAAAUCACAAAAUAUGUUAAUUUUAAAUUAUUUGUUAGAAGUUUAUUUCUUAUUUUAAUCCAAUUUAUUUUAACAAAGUCUUUAUUAAAGAUCUGCAUUCAUGUUUUGUUCAAGUAUUCUUGAUUUUACUGAUUCCAAGAAUCUAGACAGACUAUGUAAUGCUUGUGAUAUUAUGUACUUUAUAAUUUGUAAAUAAAGAUACUGUUUAUUAUAUAGAAAUCUGGACUGUUUACAGGUUUUAUAGGUUCUCUUUGUGAUGGAUUUCACAAAAAAAGAUUUAAAAUUUAAACUGUAAAUAUUUUAUGGCAUUGUAUAACUUAUUUAACAUUUUGUAACUAUUAACAGAUUACACUGCUGCACUUUUGAUCGCUUUUAAAAACUUUAAAUCCUGAUUAUUAUUUUCUUAUUCAAAACCUGUGUAUUGAUGUGUUUUUGGUAAUAUUGGUGCAAUAUGUAAAGAUAGCGUAUACUUUUAUAAGUCCUAAAAUUCAUUACUCAUUCAGAAUAUGUUAUUUGAAAGUACAUUAAAUUUAUUAUUAUUUUACUGACUUAAACUUAUUAUUAUUGAAUAUAAUAUUUCCCCAAACUAUUAAAGUUAUUAUUUUGGGUUUUAGUUAAAUUUUAAAGGAAAUCCAAGUAAGGAUUUUUAAAGGAGUAGAGUUAAUCUGAAUUACCUGGGAAAAUUCCUCGACUAAUAGAUACAAAAUAAAAGUCACAAUCAUUUAUCUUUAUUGUUUGCAUUUUGAUUCAAAUGAUCGUAGAUGUUUCAAAAUUUGUGCUUUGAGUGAGAAAAUCAAUAUUUUCAGACGUUUACCUAGGCGUCUUAAGCUUACAUAUUAAUAUUACUCUUUUCCUUUUGUACUGAAAAUUAAAUUACUCUUAAUAUUUUUUGCUUCCAUUUACCAGGAUAAUGUAGUUUAUUUAUAAAUGACUCAUUUAACAUCAAUAGUUUUAUUUGGGUUAAUUAAUAUCAUCUUACCAAAUCAACUUUUACCAAUCCAUUGGCCUAUUUGCUGUACCGUACAACUGGACCACUCAUAAAUUCUAUAUUCACGCCAUUUUUAACUCUGUAGUAAAACUGCUCUACUUCCAAUCUACAUGUUUUUGAUUGGAUUGCAAAUGUGAUGUAGGAUUGUUUAUAUAAUUAUUUACAGUGACCUCUACAAUAUUAGACCUAGAAUUCCCUAGUACAGAGGUCAGUAAUGGAAUCAUAACAAAUUAGGGCUAGCGAGAUCAUACAAAUCUGUAAAACUAUAUCGGUUUUAUUUACAAAAUCAGCAUUGUUGUGUUUAUGAAGUUAAGUGUAACUCUGUUGUAUGUGCUAUAAUUGUCUCCAUUUUCACGAAUUGGAGUUCACUGCUAUCAACAAAAUUAUGAAUCUUUUCUUUUACUUAUUUAUUUUUAUCUAACAGGGGCAGGCCGAGACCAUAAAGCCAUCCAAAAAGUCGAAUUAUGGCGCACCCCAGACAGUUGUUUUUUUGAUAGACCUUACAAAAUCAGUCAUCCGAUGUAAGCCUGUAGUAUUCCUAUCAAUUCCUCCUCGGGAAGAUAUCUACCUCUUACCAAAUUUCCAAGAGUUAUCCUUCUAGCAUCAGAAAGCUUUUCACAAUUAAAAAGCAGGUGACCAGCUGUCUCCUCUGACCUACUGCAGUGCCCACAGAUUGGUUCACCAUCAAACAAGCCCAUCCGUUGUAAAUGUUUCCUGAAUCACCCAUGGCCAGUUAUCAGUUCCACUGUUAAUUUAAUUCUUCGCCUGUCUAGCCUCAAAAAGUCAGAGGCAACCCGUUUAGAAGGCCUAACAGUACGCUUGCUAACCCUAAGAAGGGGAGUAUCAGCCCAACGUUUUCUGUGCUUUUAUUUGGCCCAUGACACAAUAGAGGUGUACACGCUUUUUCGUGAUAUACCACAGAAGGGUUGUGGAUCAUAAAUGUCUAUUGAAUGCAAACAUCUCAAACUGAACUCCUAAUUAUCUGUGUUUGUGAUCAUCGUGUAGGAUUAUAAUAUUUGAAAAAAUAAAGCAAAUUAUUUCAAAAAUAUCAAUGAAUGCUGCUAUUUGUAAAAAAAAUACCAUUAACAAAGAAUGACGCAUGACUUGGCCAAAGUAUUCUGGCGUUCUGUAGUGUUGACAGAAGUAAGCCAAUGGAUUCAAUAUGUUUAAACAGUCCAGAUAUUACUAAAGAGUGUAAAUAGUAAAUUUAAUUUUCUAAGUCAUUGAAAAGGCUUUAAAUACUCUUAAGAUACGUCUGAUUCGUCAGCAGAGGUGUAGGGGAUCUCAAAACUCUGGAACACACGGUUCAGUUUACAUCAAGUAUGAUGAAAGUUCAAUGUGUUCACUCGCUAUGUCUAAAGUACAGUUUACACUUUUAAUAUAUAGUGUGCAUAGUGCGAAGAUUAGGUUAAGAUCCAAGAUAUUACAUGUCGGAAUGGCUAUGUACUACAAUAUUUUUAUUAAUUUGUAAUCAAUGUAAAUAUCAUAACUAUCGUUAGCUUCCGUGUAGUUGAUUUUCAAAUUUUUUAGUGUAUAUGUUAUU